AUGGCCGUACGUGUCGAAGAUUUGCAGAGUGCACUGAACAGUGCUGCGCAGAAUGGACAACUUGACCUCAUCCAAGAACUGAUCGGUAGAGGAGCCGAGGUGAAUAAAGUUGAUAAUGACGCUGCUGCUGGAGGACAUCUUGAUGUUGUCACAGAAUUAAUCGGUCAAGGAGCUGAUGUUGGUAAGGCUAGUGACAAAGGAUGGUCAGCCUUAUACCUUGCCGCAGCUGCUGGUCGUGUUCGUGUUUCAAGUGCCUUGCUUAGUCAGCAUGCUGAGCUGGCCACAUCAAAUAUAAUUCAUUGGACGGAGUUUCAUACCGCUGCAGAGAGGGGCGAUCUUGAUGCCAUGAAAGAUCAAGUCAGUCAAGGAGCCGAGCUGGAUAAAGCCGGUUCUUUUGGUUGGACAGCCUUACAUAUUGCAGCAAGUAAUGGCCAUCUUGAUAUGACAAAAUAUUUGCUUAGUCAAAGAGCUGAUGUGAAUUCUAGCAAUGCCUUUGGUAGGUGUGCCUUGCAUAGUGCCUCAGAGAAAGGGAACUUGGAUGUCGUGGAAUAUCUGAUCAGUAAAGGGGCCGAUAUGAAUAAAGUAGAUGACCUUGGAUUGACUGCCAUACAUUUUGCAUCAAAUUCUGGCCAUUUAGAUAUCGUAAAAUCCCUAAUCGGCCAUGGAGUUGAGGCAGAUAAUGGCAACGCAAAUGGAACCACAGCUCUGCAUUAUGCUUUAUUUACUCGUCGGAUCGGCAUUACGAAGUAUCUGCUUAGCCAAGGCUCUGAACUAAAUAAGAGAGGCGUGUCGAACUCUGUCAUCUUACAAUUUGAUGGACAGUAUGGUCACUAUGAUGUUGUGCGAUGUGUGCAGGGUCGUGUAGUUCAAGCAGUUAGCAGACUAAUUGAUUCUCUUACUGUCUUUAGAGGAGCUCCAGAAGGUGAUCUUGGUAGAAGCAAAUAUCAAGAUGGCGAUGAGGAUAAGACAGCUCAAGGUGGAAUGGUUAUUGUGCAUCUGCCAUGUAUGAUAUCUGAUCUUGACAUUCAAGAUCUUCUUGUAAGUCAAGGCUGCAGAACAGUUAGUCGCACAUCAUUACAAUAUGCUGUAGAAGGUGGCAGUUUAGCAGUUGUUCGGUAUCUGAUCAGUCAAGGAGCUGACGUGAACGAAAGCAACAAUGUUGGCUGGACUGCUCUUCACAUUGCCGCUCAAAUGGGUCAUCUUUAUAUUGUAGAUUAUCUACUUGGACAGGGAGCUGAAGUAGCCAAAGGAGUCGUUGAUGAUAUCUCACCUUUGCACGUUGCUGCAUUUGUUGGCCAUUGUGACGUUACUGAGCAUUUGCUUAGGCGAGGAGCAGAGGUCAACGGAGCCACCAAGGAGAAAGGUUCUACAGCCCUACAUGUCGGAGUGCAGAAUGGUCAUCUCGAAAUCACAAAUAGCUUGCUCAGCCACGGAGCCGAUGUGGAUGCGACCGACCAUGACGGUUGGACUGCUUUGCACAUUGCAGCUCAGAACGGUCACAUCGAUGUCAUGAAGUGUCUUCUUCAGCAACUUGCAGAUGUAAGCAAGGUUACCAAGAAGGGAUCAUCUGCAUUACAUUUGUCUGCUGCAAAUGGACAUUCCGAUGUCACAAGAUAUCUAUUAGAACACGGAGCUGAAGUGAAUCUGAGUAAACCUGGUCAGACUGCGUUGCAACUCGCUGCAGAACAAGACCAAGGGCAUUGGACGAGUCCAGAUACGUUGUGUGCUGAAGGGCAGAAACACCUUUCUUCCCCAACUGGCCAUGCAGAUACUGAGGGUUUAACAGAAGAUGAGAAGAAGGUUAUUGGGCAACGUGCUGGGAAAGGCUGCACAUCAGUUCAUUUAGCCACACAAAAUGGCUACACCUCCAUCAUCGAGAUAUUAGUUUCUCAUGGCGCCGACCUCAACAUUCAGUCCAUCGACGGACAGACUUGUCUUCAUGAAGCCAUCAGACUUUCCGGUCGGAAGGACAGUCAAGUUGAAGCCACACCAGUACUCCAAAAGAUCUCAGAAGAGUUCUAUCAGAAUGAAUUGUCUCCCAAGAAGGCCCUGGUCUUCUAUCUCUUGGACCACGGAGCAAAGCCGGACAUCAAAGAUAACCAAGGCAACCUACCAGUCCACUAUGCCAAGGAUGAAAUCAUUCGCCAGAUGAUAUUCUCAAGGUCUCCUGCCAUGGACAUCAUCAAAGCUUAUCGAGCUGGCAAGACGGCGCCUCCAGUGAUCAACGACGUCUCUGUUCAGGUGGGAUGUGACGGUAAAGAGCUCAAACUGGAACAUCAUGGCAUUGCAAUGUCUAUCCCACCUGGGGCUGUCGAACAGAAUGAAUCCUGCAAGAUCACUCUCACCCUUGUGAGAGACCUCCCCAGUGUUGACAUCCAAGAUGAUACAUCAAUGGCAGCAUACGGGAUCAGAUGUGACCCUCCAAACAUGGUCUUCCACCAGCCUGUUAAGAUCAUGAUACCGCAUUCCACCUUAUUCAUCAACCCUGAGGACGUGAUACCAGACAUCGUCUCACAUAUUUGGGAUACAAGAAAGGGUUUACCAAGAGUUUCGAGGACAAAAUCAUCUGCUGCACCUGACAAAUUGCCGUACUGCAAAAUCUUGGAGAGACAUCUUGAGUUGCACAUCGAUCACUGUGCCGAGUGGUGGGUUCUUAUCCCUCUUGAGCAACAGAUCAUCCAGCUUCAAUUCAUGUGUACCCCAUACGUACCGGACAAGAUUGAACGAGGCAAAGAGUUUGAUGUUCAUCUCCACCUGAAUGCAGAUAUCCCGGGCAUAGAAAUGGAAGUACAAAGGGAAGAGAAGCAGAGUUCAUACCACAAUGCACAUCGCUCCUUUCCGAUCUCUAUCGAAGCUAAAUCCGGUGACAUUUCAGUGACUUGUGAUGGUGAAGGCAAGAUGAGCAACACUGAGGUAUGA
Messenger RNA from Strongylocentrotus purpuratus (purple sea urchin), 2919 nucleotides. Its product is annotated as ankyrin-3-like. The transcript has 8 exons. Bases 1 to 2919 code for a protein of 972 amino acids. Gene Ontology annotation, biological process: RNA processing. NCBI's taxonomy places the organism in Eukaryota, Metazoa, Echinodermata, Echinoidea, Camarodonta, Strongylocentrotidae. The record is from RefSeq and is a predicted model, not a curated record. Gene Ontology annotation, molecular function: RNA binding; RNA nuclease activity; protein binding.